UGGAAUUAUGAAAUAUUAGGUGAUGUACCGUCCAGUCCAGUCCAGUCCAGUCCAGUCCAGUAGUCCGUAUGGCUACUACUAUCGCUCGCUCGUCGUAUGGCUAUCCUUGCUGGUAAUGUUCCUCGCAACUUGUGAGUGUGCGGCGUGUGGCUCUCAACAAGCGUCCCGGAGGGCGGUGGCACGGCGCAGAGUAAAGUACAUCCAACCGUGGGGAGCAGCGCUUCUUCGGGAGGCCCAGAAGAGAAGAGGAUACAGUAUUGCAGUUGAGUCGAGGGCGGUUGUAUUGCUGAUUUUGGUUUUUAGAAAUAUACAGUCACGACAACAGGACAAGAGUGCUAAGUGGACACUAGAUCAGAGAAUCGAAGAGAUGAAAUAAGGAGAGGACAGACACAGGGAAGGAGGAAGACCACCGAGGUCAGGAAAGACGAUGAGGCGCAAGAUAUUUGACUAUAGAUCUGGAGGGAUAUGAUUGAAUGCAUGCAUGUGUGCCACAGGUGGAU
This is a messenger RNA of Mollisia scopiformis, 500 nucleotides long. RefSeq lists its product as uncharacterized. Lineage: Eukaryota; Fungi; Ascomycota; Leotiomycetes; Helotiales; Mollisiaceae. The record is from RefSeq and is a predicted model, not a curated record. The coding region runs from base 23 to 376 and encodes 117 amino acids. The transcript has a single exon.